Sclerotinia sclerotiorum 1980 UF-70 is the source of this 906-nucleotide messenger RNA. RefSeq lists its product as hypothetical. Gene Ontology annotation, biological process: maturation of 5.8S rRNA; maturation of LSU-rRNA. Gene Ontology annotation, molecular function: endonuclease activity. The record is from RefSeq and is a predicted model, not a curated record. Gene Ontology annotation, cellular component: preribosome, large subunit precursor; Las1 complex. Lineage: Eukaryota; Fungi; Ascomycota; Leotiomycetes; Helotiales; Sclerotiniaceae. The coding region runs from base 1 to 906 and encodes 301 amino acids. The transcript is spliced from 2 exons.
AUGGUUCAAUAUGUAAUUACACCUUGGCGUACCCGUCGUGAGCUUAUCCAAGUACGCGAAAGACUUUACCAAAAUACAGAGACUGGCCCUCCAAAUGAUACUCAUCGCCGACAAGCUGUAUGCCUCAUCUCUGUGUGGAUGCAACGUGGAAAUUGUCCCCAUCUUGUCGAAUCUUCUGCCAUUAUUACUUCAGCCAUUUUAAACGAUGUUCCCGGAAAUUCAUCCUAUUGUGUGAGAGCUGCUUAUUCUGCUGCUUUCUGUCGAUUUGUCACAGGUCUUCUCGAUAGUCAUCAAGAUAAGCGUCGCAAAUUAAGUAUGUACUCGAUUGCGAAAACUAUCGGCUUACCAGCUACAUACGUUGAACUUCGACAUCAAGCUACUCACGAGGAACUCCCAUCACUUCCUAAACUUCGAAUAGCUGCGCGCAAAGCACUAAAAUGGAUUUGGGAUUUUUACUGGGUAGAUUUAUCUAUUGGUGAAGAGGAUGACGAUUGCAAGGCAUUCGUGCGGGGAGUUCUAGCGCAGAAGGACCAAGGAAUUAAUUUAAAUAUGAUAAAGGAUCGACUUGAGACCUUUGGGAGAGACGACAUUCUUCGCGCGUUAGAUGAACUGGAGGAAUCUCUUGAGGAUCCCAUGACACUGUUACAAGCGCUCAAAUUCCGACAAAAGAUAUUCGACUGGGACGAAUCGAAAUCCUCAAAAAGCAAUGCCUCAUCCAAACCCGAUACAGCCGCCCAAGACCUUGAUGAUUUUCGAGCGGAAAUUAUGAGAAUGGAACAUGACUUGGAUGGUACCGAUGCCUCUCCGCAAGUAGAUACGGGUGACGAAUCUUCCACGAAUAAUACGGAGAAAGGCUGGACACGUUGGGAGGGACCAUGGAAACCAAAACCAAUAGGAGUAUUGUGA